Messenger RNA from Aptenodytes forsteri (emperor penguin), 1083 nucleotides. RefSeq names its product CDK5 regulatory subunit associated protein 3 (gene CDK5RAP3). Bases 1 to 1083 code for a protein of 360 amino acids. Lineage: Eukaryota; Metazoa; Chordata; Aves; Sphenisciformes; Spheniscidae. The record is from RefSeq and is a predicted model, not a curated record. Gene Ontology annotation, cellular component: endomembrane system. The transcript has 10 exons. Gene Ontology annotation, biological process: regulation of mitotic cell cycle; regulation of cyclin-dependent protein serine/threonine kinase activity.
AUGGGCAAGGAGGGGAUCGGGGCUGUCGGGCUCGGGGCAGAGCUGGGUGAACGAUGGGCUCCGGUGGUCCACGGCAAGCGACUGAGCUGGGACUGGCUGGUGGACAGGAGACACUGCAACCUGAAAUGGCAGAGCCAAGUGCUGGCCAUCCGCGAGAAGAUCAACGCGGCCAUCCAAGACAUGCCAGAGAACGAGGAGAUAAAGCAGCUGCUCGCGGGGGCCUACCUGCACUACUUCCACUGCCUGAGGAUCGUGGAGAUCCUCAAGGGCACUGAGGCUUCCACCAAGAACCUCUUUGGACGCUACUCGUCCCGGCGCAUGAAGGACUGGCAGGAGAUCGUGUCCCUCUACGAGAAGGAGAACACCUACCUGGGUAAGGCAGCUCUGGCUGCGGGCAGGUUCCGGAGAGUCCUCGGGGGUGGCGGUGGGUGGCUUUCGGGUGACAACGUGCGCCAGGAGCUCCUGGCCUUGGUGAAGGACCUGCCCUCGCUGCUGUCCGAGAUCGGGGCGGGAGCCAGCGCGCUCUCCGAGGCCAUCGAGCUGUACCAGGCCUGCGUGGAGUUCGUGUGCGAGAGCUCCGCAGAGGUGGUGGUGCCCCUGCUGCGGCACGUGGGGAAGAGAGGCAACACGACCGUCUACGAGUGGAGGACGGGGCUCCAGCCCCUGCGGGUGGAGCGGCGGGAGGUGGAGGAGGUGCCGGAGCAGCUGAAGGAGGACACGAUCGACUGGGGAGACUUCACGCUGGAGCCGACCGGGGUGGGUGACGGUGCCGCUGCUGACGGCGAAGCCCGGGGCGAGGAGAUCGACUGGGGGAUCACGCUAGAGCCCGGUCCCCAGCAGGAUGAUGGCAUUGACUGGGGAGAUGGUGAAAGCGAGGAGGUGCAGAUCACCGUGCUGGAGGCCGGCACCGAGGUGCCCGAGGGGGUUGCCUGCGGCUCCGAUGCCCUGACGCUCCUGGAAAACACCGAGACCCGGAGCCAAUUCAUCGAUGAGCUCAUGGAGGUGAGUUACGACGUGACAGCCGGGGCUCGGAACCGGGCCACCCUGCGUCGGACCCCGUUGAUCUGCAGCGGCUUGACAUGA